UCAUCACUCGAACACACUUGACACGAACAGGCUGUUAAAUAAUUAUACUUUACGUUUACGUACUCAAUCAAAGUUUAAGGAUUUAAAUGAUAGUUUUAAGUAUUAUUUCAAGAGUUCUUGGGACGAAACUGUCAGUGAAUGUUAGUCAGUGUUAAUGUGUGUUAGUUUGUGUGUGUGUGUGUGUGUGUGUGUGAGCGCCCCUGCUGUCGGGUGUGUGUAAUUGUCACUGUGAGUGUGUUUUGUCUGAUGGAGGUUUUUCAGGAACUGUAGGGAAAGCAGGACAAACUCUGACGCCGUGAGUGCUCGAGCGCUGCGUCGGACGCGCGGCCCGCGGCAUCUGGAGCGUCACCGGUAGUGAUCGGGAGUGCCUCGCUCGGUCUCGUGAUGGCCGGUGUGUGUCCGGCUCCGCCGCUCUGGUAUCACCGGGAUCUGAGUCGCGCUGCGGCGGAGGAGCUGCUGGCGCGCGCGGGGCGCGACGGGAGUUUCCUGGUGCGGGACAGCGAAAGCGUGAGCGGCGCGUACGCCCUCUGCGUGCUGUUUCAGAAACAUGUGCACACGUACAGGAUUUUACCCGAUGAUGAGAACUUCUUGGCUGUACAGACGUCUCAGGGUGUUCAGCCCAAGCGAUUUCAUACUCUUGGUGAGUUGAUUCAGUUGUAUCUUCAGCCCAGUCAAGGUCUGGUGACCACACUACUGUUCCCUGUGGAGAGAGAAGAAACCACAGACGACAAAGAUUACUCUGAUGGUGAAGAUGAGAAACCCCCCCUCCCUCCACGGACUGCUUCCACCGGCAGUCCUUCAGGAUCCGCCCUCACCGGUCCGGACGUGCCUCCUGAAAAUGUGUCAAAUGGUUUGAGUACAGUGUCUCAUGAGUAUCUGAAGGGCAGUUACGCUCUGGAUCUGGAGGCUGUGAAACAGGGAGCCAACAGUCUGCCGCACCUCAACAAGACACUGGUGACAUCCUGCAAACGCCUGCACGGGGAGGUGGAUAAGGUUUUGUGUGGACUGGAGAUCUUGUCUAAGGUGUUUGAUCAACAGAGCGCCUCCGUGGUGUCCAGAAUGAUCCAGCAGUCGAUGGCUCAGGGUGGAGAUCAAGAGUUGGAACAUCUGGUCGCUAAACUGGCCAUUCUCAAAGAUCUGCUGUCAUCUAUAGAGAAGAAGGCUCUUAAAGCUCUUCAGGACAUGAGCACAUCUGCUCCGCCCAUCUCACCGCUGCUGUCCGUCAGACACAACAAAACCAUCCCAGUUCAAACAUUUGAGGUGAAGCUGGAUGUGUAUCUGGCAGAUCUGACAAAGAUCGGUAAGAGUCAGAAAUAUUCCCUCAGUGUGGAUGUGGAGGAGGGAAAACUGGUGGUGAUGAAGAAGAUGAAGGACGCUCAGGAAGACUGGAACACAUUCACACACGACAAGAUUCGACAGCUGAUAAAGUCCCAGCGGGUUCAGAAUAAACUAGGAAUCGUCUUUGAAAAGGAAAAAGACAAAAGUCAGAGGAAAGAUUUCAUCUUCGCAAGUGCAAAAAAAAGGGAAGCGUUCUGUCAGUUACUGCAGCUGAUGAAGAACAAACAUUCCAAUCAGGACGAGCCGGACAUGAUCUCCAUUUUCAUCGGCACAUGGAACAUGGGCGGUGUUCCCGCUCCUAAAGCCGUGAGCUCGUGGAUGUUCUCUCGAGGUUUAGGGAAGACUCUGGACGAGAUGACGGUCAGCAUCCCUCAUGACAUCUAUGUGUUGGGCUCACAGGAGAACUCAGUGUGUGACAGAGAGUGGGUGGACAACCUGCGCUCGACCCUCAAAGACAUCACAGAGAUCGACUACAAACCUGUCGCAAUCCAGACGCUGUGGAACAUUAAGAUUGUGGUGUUUGUGAAGUUAGAACAUGAGAACCGCAUUAGUCAUGUGGGAAUGUCAAGUGUGAAAACAGGAAUCGCCAACACACUCGGAAACAAAGGUGCGGUGGGCGUGUCCUUCAUGUUUAACGGAACAUCAUUCGGCUUCGUGAACUGUCACCUGACGUCCGGCAAUGAAAAGAUCCACAGGCGGAAUCAGAACUAUCUGGACAUCUUGCGUCAGCUCUCGCUGGGAGACAAGCAGCUGAACUCUUUUGACAUUUCACUGAGGUUCACACAUCUCUUCUGGUUCGGUGACCUCAACUACAGACUGGACAUGGACAUACAGGAAAUCCUGAACUACAUCAACAGGAAGGAAUUUGAGCCUCUGCUGAAGGUGGACCAGCUCAAUCUGGAGAGAGAGAAGAACAAAGUCUUCCUUCGAUUCGCGGAGGAGGAGAUCACCUACCCCCCCACAUACCGUUACGAGCGGGGCUCACGUGACACAUACGUGUGGCAGAAACAGAAAGCUACGGGCAUGCGGACCAACGUUCCGUCGUGGUGUGACAGGAUCCUCUGGAAAUCCCAUCCUGAGACACAUAUAGUGUGCAACUCUUAUGGCUGUACAGAUGACAUCGUCAGCAGUGAUCACUCGCCUGUCUUUGGGACGUUUGAAGUGGGCGUGACCUCACAGUUUGUGUCUAAGAAGGGACUGCCGAAGUCUUCAGAACAGGCUUACAUUGAGUUUGAAAACAUUGAAGCCAUUGUGAAGACAGCCAGCAGAACCAAAUUCUUCAUUGAGUUUUAUUCUACAUGUCUGGAGGAGUUUAAGAAGAGUUAUGAGAAUGACACUCAGAGCAGUGACAACAUCAAUUUUCUGCGUGUUGGUUGGUCGUCUAAGCAGCUGACGACACUGAAGCCCAUUCUGUCAGACAUCGAGUAUCUUCAGGAUCAACAUCUGCUGCUCACCGUCAAAUCUCUGGAUGGAUAUGAAUCAUACGGAGAGUGUGUAUUGGCUCUGAAGUCGAUGAUCGGCAGCACAGCUCAACAGUUUCACACGUAUCUGUCUCACCGCGGUGAGGAGACGGGAAACAUCCGCGGCUCCAUGAGGGUCAGAGUCCCAUCAGAGCGCAUGGGCACCAGAGAACGACUCUACGAGUGGAUCAGUGUUGAUAAAGACGAGGCGGCGGUGUCAAAGAGCAGAACGCUUCACCCCAGAUCAGGACAUGAAUAUGUCCAUGUGUGUAGCAGGAAGUUGGGUUCAGCUGAUCUCAGUAAAGUGCCUGAAGAAGGAGAUAAAAACAUCACCACUCGACAUCCAAACUGUGACACGCAGAGCAGAGGCAAGCAGGACACGUUUGAGGGAGGAGCCGCUAAAAACAGCUUCAACAACCCCGCCUACUACAUUCUAGAAGGAGUUCCCAACCAAUCAGCAGCUCUGGCCUCUGACAUGCUCCCUGGCUCCGCCCUUCCUCCAGCAUCCAAUAAAACAUCUUCCCCUGUGGGUGGAGUGGGGAAGAGCAAGCCGCCCAGUGGCAGCUCGGUUCAGGGGCGCAGGCAGACGUGCGGACGCCCGGUCCGGCCCAUCAGUGAGGAGGGGUCCUCAGAGGAGGACGGGACGCACGUCGGCUCGCUGAAUCGCCCCCCACCCGAUUUCCCCCCGCCCCCUCUACCCAAAGGAGCUCUGGAGAUGGCGGAAAACCCCCUCGGCAAACCACGCAUGUUUUCAGACCCGGCAGACGGCAAAAUCCCUCCCGCGUCACCCGUCACGUCGUCGCUGAGCUUCGUACCUUCUCCUGGAGGAGACUUGGCCUUCUGCGUGGAAACCCCGCCCAUGCUUAAUGCAGGCGCCCCGUUCCGUCGAGGGGGUGGAGCCUCAGGAAUGGACGACCAGUCGUGUUCGGUGCUGCAGAUGGCCAAAACUCUGAGCGAGGUGGAGUAUCCGUCGAGUCGAGGGGCUCUGAAGGGGGCCGCCGCUCCUCAUCUGCGGGGUCUCACCUUCCCUCCCCGCUCCAUCCAGGAGGAGAGCAUCGCUGAAGAUCUGCCUGAGGAGGGUUUGUGGCAUGCUGAGAGCAGUAGCAGCAGUCUGUCGGUGGACUGCAGUGUCGGCGAGUGGCUGCAGAAAUUAGGACUUCAGGAUUAUGAAGAGGGCCUACUGCAUAACGGCUGGGACGACCUGGAGUUCCUCAGCGACAUCACAGAAGAGGAUCUUGAGGAGGCGGGCGUUCAUGACCCCGCCCACAAGAAGAUCCUGCUGACCAGUCUGAAGCAGCAGAAGUGAGUCCAGAGCGGACCACGGCAGUCUGGUCUGAGGAGAACGCUUGCUCAGGUGUCGUGCAGAGAGUUCAUCGAAUCGGAUUGUUCACUACAAAGCCCCGCCCACAUCUUGAGAAAGCUUCCUGAUUUGUGAUGUCAUCAGAACGUUCCUCAGUUUCGCUAGAAUGUCUGAUGUGUUUGUGUUUUCUUGCACGUUCAGUGACUCUAAAGGGAAAAAUGCCAAAAUCGGUGAUGACUGAUGCACACUGAUGACUUGAAAGAGUUUGCGAUCGCUGUUUUACACAAACUUGUCUGUGUGUGUGUGUGUACACUGCAAAAAUUGACUUUCUUAGUACGUUUGUCUUGUUUUCCAGUUCAAAUUCUUGAAUCAAGAUGCAUUUUCUUGAUGAGCAAAAACAUUUGUCUUGUUUUUGGAACAAAGGUAUGAAAUGUCAGUUGAUUUGUACUUAAAAAAAUUAUAAGAAAUAUUAAGCUUUACCUUUUUCUUAGUCUCUAAAUUCAAGAUUAUCUUUCUAACCCCAUUGGGAGAUUUUGCUCAUUUUAAGUACAAGCACAAAUCUUGAUGCUUAUGCAUCUUGAUUCAAGAUUUUUUUUAUAUUUGUACUAGAAAACAAGACAAAAAAACAAGUAAGAAAGUCAUGUUUUGCAGUGUGUGUGUGCACAGGGGACAUUGAUAUCUCUUCUUUCAUUGCACAAUUAUUCGUCAUUUGUACGAUGCUGUUUUACAUUGACAUAAAUUGAUUUUCGUGAGGUAUUUUUGCGGUUAUACAUCAUUCAACAAACAAUCUUUCACCUGCUUUUAAAGGAUCAGUUCACUCAAAAAUCAUUUCCUCAUACUUAUCCGUAAACCCGGCUUUAUGACGACAGAGUUUGGUUUAAGAUGAGCUGUUCCUCUAAACUAUCAUUUCAACAUCUGUCUGAUCAGAGAUGAGAACUAAACUUCUGAACGAAUCUUCAUCUCCUGUGAAGUGUGUAGGACUGACCAGCAGGGGUCGCUGUGUGAUCGAUAAAGAGAAUCCUCACAAUCAUGUGUUUACACAUUUCAUCUUCUUUCUUUUUUUACUGAAACUAUCAAUAGUGAAUUCUCUUGAACAUCACAAGUGUUUGAGAUGCAGUUCAUACCUCGUCCAUGAAGCUCCAUUAUUCUCUAUUUGUGUUUGUUUUCAUCGUUGACAGAGAUGUAAAACUCCUGACUCAACUAUUUAACACAAUGUCUUUAAUAUUAUUAUUAUUAUGGGAUGUUUCUUCUAAAAUGCAUGUGAUAAAUAAUCCGGUUUGUGUACAAAGUUUUAACUCGUGUUUUGCUUCUGGCUCCUCUGAAUAUUUUGUUAACUCUUAAACUGUUUGUGUUCAUAUUUAACUUCUUAAUGACUUUGUCAUCUUUUACAUUGAUGUUGUUGUUGUUUAUAAAGUUAAUAAAACUAAACUCUAACAUCUCAA
This is a messenger RNA of Triplophysa dalaica, 5540 nucleotides long. It is a transcript of the gene inppl1a, whose product is annotated as inositol polyphosphate phosphatase-like 1a. The transcript has 27 exons. Gene Ontology annotation, biological process: phosphatidylinositol dephosphorylation. Gene Ontology annotation, molecular function: protein binding; phosphatase activity. The record is from RefSeq and is a predicted model, not a curated record. Bases 385 to 4104 code for a protein of 1239 amino acids. NCBI's taxonomy places the organism in Eukaryota, Metazoa, Chordata, Actinopteri, Cypriniformes, Nemacheilidae.